Molecule: messenger RNA, 2382 nt
Organism: Cryptomeria japonica (Japanese cedar)
Lineage: Eukaryota; Viridiplantae; Streptophyta; Pinopsida; Cupressales; Cupressaceae
Product: phosphatidate cytidylyltransferase 4, chloroplastic
Exons: 9
Coding region: 634-1974 (446 amino acids)
Cellular component (GO): membrane
Molecular function (GO): transferase activity, transferring phosphorus-containing groups
Source: RefSeq, a predicted model, not a curated record
AUAUAAUGUUUAUAUUCCUUGGCCGUUAACUAAAAUGACUCAAAAUAUGGCAAUGUAAGGUGUAGAUCCAUUCAACAGCCAUGGGAACGUCCUGUACGGCUGUUAGAUGAUCCUCUUUGGGGAAUUCUCAAUUUUUCUAUUUCAUCGUAAAAUACCAAAUUUGUUUAAAUCUUUCCACAUGCCUAUUACGAAGUUUUCUCUCUCACCCUUGAAUUUUUCACAUUAAUGUAUCCGCAAAAAUUCAAAAUAACAUUAUUUUAUAGCCUGUUUCAAGGCUGAAUCCCUCGCGCGGAGCCAAUCAUUCACUCUUGUAUUUUCUCUUGUCCGGGUUUAGCUUACGAGGUCGCAUUAAAUUCGUUCGGCGCCUGAAAGUCCAACAAUAAAUGAUUUGGGUGCCCACUGUUCGAAUUGUUUUAGGAGUGGGUACCAAUAGUUUCAAUGAGAGGGCAAAUCUUUCAAAUUAUAUAUUUCAGAUUGGGUACGUGAAAUUUCUGUGAAAGGAUAAAUGCGUUUAUGGUUCGGGGCUGAGACUACAGAGCAGAAUCGGGUGCAGUCCUAUCUGUGGCAUGGGAUUGUAUAUUAACCAUGAUGCACUAUGCCUGAACAUGGUGUUAGAUCUUUAGCUCCUCUUCAAUGGAAACAUGCCAAUACAGCUCUUCUCCUAUUUCGAUUUUACUACUUCCCAAGAGCAGUACUGUCCAACAGGCUUCCCUUGCAUUCAGGAACUUUGGAAGCAGCAGUUCUGUUAGGACCCACUUAUCUGUAAACAGAAGACAGUGCUUCAGGCUUUUUUGCCAGCCUCAAAUUGCUCUAUUCUUAAAAUUCAAAUUGAGAGUGGACAACCGGCUCCACUUUUCUCCAUUACUUGGUGGUCCUGGUACAACUUGUGCAUUGGAGAGGAGGAGAUUAUACAGAGAGACUGCCAACAGGCAGUUUUCCUGCAAUGCUGUUGGUGCAGACGCAGAACAAUGCAAGGAGGAAGAUUCUCAAGAGGAUGCUCAAGGGAAUGGUCAAAUCAAAGUGGACACAGAGGCAGAGAAUGCACAGAACCAUGAACUGGAAAGGCAAAAUCAAAGUAGACAAUUGCAAAAGCGGAUUAUUUUUGGAUUGGCCAUUGGUGUCAGUGUGGGUGCCUUUGUAUUAGCUGGGGGCUGGAUUUUUACAGUGGGAUUGGCUUUGGCAAUUCUGGUCGGCACUCGAGAGUAUUUUGAAUUAGUUAGAAGCCAUGGUAUAGCUGCUGGUAUGACACCACCACCUAGAUAUGUAUCUAGAGUUUGCUCUGCAAUUUGUGCAGUCAUGCCUUUGAUGACAAUGUACUUUGGAGGCCGCAUGGGAGUCGCCGUCACAUCAUCUGCUUUCUUUCUAGCUAUUGUUCUCUUUCUGCAGCGAGAAAGUCCUCGGUUUGCACAGCUUAGCAGUAUAAUAUUUGGUUUAUUUUACUGCGGAUAUCUUCCAUCUUUCUGGGUCAAACUCCGAUGUGGUCUGGCAGUUCCUGCAUUGAAUACAAAAAUAGGAGCAUUAUGGCCUGUGCUGCUUGGUGGUCAGGCACAAUGGACUGUGGGUCUUGUGGCAACUUUGAUGUCUAUUAGCAGCAUCAUUGCAGCAGACACAGGAGCAUUCCUUGGAGGAAAGACUUUUGGUCGAACUCCUCUUACUAGUGUGAGCCCAAAGAAGACUUGGGAAGGUGCAUUUGCAGGCUUCGGUACUUCUCUUGCAGUCACGAUUGUACUUUUUAAAAUCUUGAGUUGGCCUACAUCAUUCUUAAGUGCAUUUGCAUUUGCAUUGCUGAAUUUCAUGGGAUCCAUUUUUGGGGACCUUAUUGAGUCAAUGAUCAAGCGCGAUGCAGGGGUGAAGGACUCUGGACGCCUCAUUCCUGGACAUGGUGGCUUGCUAGACCGAGUUGAUAGCUACCUGUUCACAGGUGCACUGGUUUACUCAUUUGUAAAAAUUGGCUUGCCGCUGUAUGGAGUUUGAAAUUAUUGUACACUUGGCAAGAUAUGGAAAUGAAAUCCAAUAGACAAAUGAAACUGUACCUAUGAUCAGUCUGUAUUAUGUUCUAUGGAUGCAUUGAAUUUGGGCUGAAAUUUACAGUCGUUCCUCAGCAUGUUCACCAAGAAUCUAUUAUCCUUUCAAGCACAGAAUUUGCACUAGAGCUUAUAUUUCUUGUGUAGAUAGAUUAAUAACAACACGGUUUCAUUUUGUAGCUUAAUCAGCAAGAGAAGAUAUAUGCAUGAAAUAAUAUUCAUCCCCUUUCAAUGCAUAAUUGAGGAAAUAUGUACCAGCUGCACCAUACAAAAAUCUACCUUUCUGGUGGGAUAAAUGUAACAUACUGUGUUUCUAAUGAAAUUGACGUAAUAAAUCACAAUAAUUUAUGAGUGGCCA